Molecule: messenger RNA, 3235 nt
Organism: Tripterygium wilfordii
Lineage: Eukaryota; Viridiplantae; Streptophyta; Magnoliopsida; Celastrales; Celastraceae
Product: rab3 GTPase-activating protein catalytic subunit
Exons: 23
Coding region: 435-3071 (878 amino acids)
Biological process (GO): positive regulation of GTPase activity
Molecular function (GO): GTPase activator activity
Source: RefSeq, a predicted model, not a curated record
CAGUAAGAUGGACUCGCUGGGAGAAGGAGAAUCCGUUGAAGAGGAGGUAUUUCCCAUUAUCCUCUGUUAAUGGCAAUUCAAUGUCCAAAAUUCCGCCUACAGACCUGGUGCGCGAGUAUGACACUAGCUGGAACGAUUUGAUGACUUUACUCUCGCCUCCUCAUGGGAAAGGUUCAUAUCUGAUAUAGAGGCGGUUUGUAGGCAAUGGAUUGCUGAUGGCUCUAAAAAUUUGCUGACAAUCCGACGACCCAACACGUGCACAACAAACGAGGUCCAACACUUGGGCUACCUCACAAAGGCCCACAAGUGGGGCAACAACAAACAUACACAAAGACCCACAAUUGGGGCAACAACAAAUAGGGGUUUAAAUUGUUGAAGCUAAGGAGAAGGGUGCAGUUUCAUUGGCAUUUUCAAAGAGGUUAUAUAAGGUCAAAAUGGAUGUGAAAUAUUUAUCAAAAAGUUAUUGCGUGGAAUACUAUUUCGAGACCAACAACAAUGACAAAGUUUCGGACUGGAAUUGUAGUUUACAUGAUUUGCAGCUGUCCUUUGGGAUAAAGGAGUUUUUGGUGAUUGCUCCUCAGAGUGCCAGUGGUGUGGUUCUUGAUGCACCAGAAGCUACCAAGCUUUUAAGCGCUGUUGCCAUUGCUUUGUCAAAUUGUUCAAGCUUAUGGCCGGCGUUUGUUCAUGUCCACGAUCCUUCUCGAGAAGCUUAUAUUGGAAUUCAAAAUAUGGGAACUGUUUUUACUAGAAGAUUUGAGUCUGAUUGUAUUGGCAGCCAAGUUCCAAUAAAACUCAUGCAUUUGGAAGGAUUAUAUGAGUUAUUUGUUUCUAAGUUCGCGUGCUCCACAUUGGACCUUGCAUUACAACUUUGCAAAGUUCAUUUUACAAUGAAGGCAACCUACAAAACCCUUCCUUAUGAUGACGAUGAUAUCCAAGGAAUUGAUGCCAAGAAUAAGGAGCCUGAAGGAAGUCUUGGUGACAGCAACAACAGAUCGCAGUGGGAUGAUGAUUGCCCUUGGAGCGAAUGGUAUUCUGCAGAGGACCCAGUAAAAGGAUUUGAAUUGAUUGCUACUUGGUCAGAGAAGGUGGUUGAAAGCUCUUUGGAAAUGGCUGAAAUGGAAAAUGACUCUCCUCAUGAAGCUGAGAAGUGGAUGAUACUUCCAAAAUUCUCUCCUAAUCUUGACAGUUCAGAGAGAAACAGAAUCAGAUUUGCUUCUCAACUUCGCCUCCUUGUUAAUGCAUUGAAUAUGUCAUUUGAGGCUCAAUUUAUGGAGGAUUUUGUAUCAGUUGAAAACCCAGGGUCUGAUAAUCUGAGGUCGUCAAUGGUUGUGCCUUCACCAUCAGUUCUUGAUCGUGUGCUCAAAGAUCUCUUUCAUGAGGGAGUGCAGCUCCCAGAUAUUGGAAAAAGUGGGCAUAAGAAUUCUCGAGCUAUUAAAGGUGCACCGCUUGAAUCGCUUUUUGCACAGUUUUGUUUGCACUCUCUCUGGAUCAGCAACUGCAACAUUAGGGCUAUUGCUGUGCUCUGGAUAGAGUUUGUUCGAGAAGUUCGCUGGUGUUGGGAAGAGUCACAGCCCUUGCCCAAAAUGCCUGCAAAUGGUUCAAUUGAUCUUUCAACUUGUUUGAUCAAUCAAAAACUGCAUAUGCUAGCAAUAUGCAUUGAGCAGAAGCGGGAACUGAAUGAAGACUUUCAAGAUUGCAUCGGGAGCAAUGAUGACACUUCUUCUCCUGUCCUGAAUGAUGGCCUAGUUGGGGAUAAUUUGGCGGAAAUGCAUGUAGCUGGCAAAGAGUUUUAUGAUAAACGUGACAGCCCCUUGACAGUGGGUGCAAAGCAUGCGUCUGCAAGUGUUGUAUCAAAGUUUGAGAUGAAGCCUGAACUUGCGGUUGCUGCUGAUAUCAAACCUUCCAAUAUUUUCAGAAGGGGCACAGCCGGUCCAGUGGGCUCUAUGAUGCUUCUAAAGUCCUAUCAGAACUUGCAUGCCCCAUUCACACAGGAAGCACCACUUAUGACAGAAGACAUGCAUGAGGAAAGACUCGAGGCUAUUGAAGCCUUGGGCGAUUCAUUUGACUUUUCUGCUCAGUUGGAGAGAGAUAUCUUAUCUUCAGAUAUGUCAGCAUUUAAAGCUGCAAAUCCAGAUGCUGUUUUUGAAGAUUUUAUCCGGUGGCAUUCACCUGGAGAUUGGGAGGAUGAUGGGAUUGGACAAACUGGGCCAUCCAAAAGGUUUGUGAUGCAGGGUUCAAAGGAUAAUUGGCCUCCUCGGGGACGGCUUUCACGGCGAAUGUCUGAGCAGGGUAACUUGUGGCGAAAAAUAUGGAAUGACGCCCCUCCAUUGCCAGCUUCUGAGCAGAAACCACUUCUGGAUCCAAAUCGAGAAGGAGAAAAGGUCCUUCAUUACCUGGAGACAUUGCGACCACAUCAGCUGCUUGAGCAAAUGGUUUGCACUGCCUUCAGAGCAGCAGCGGACACCCUAAGUCUGACUCAUUUUGGAGGCUUGAAGCAGAUGACAACAAAGUUGGAGCAACUUUAUGUUACUCUGGCAUCUACCUUGAGGCCUUUCCAGUCUAAUCGAAUAUCAGGUGAUGGAGAGACUAUUGAAGAUCUCAAACGGUUGUGCAAUGUCUUCGAGCAUGUUGAGAAGCUACUGAGUCUUGCAGCAUCUCUUCAUCGUAAGUUCUUGCAAGUACCACGCCUGUGUGAAGCAGUUUUCACUGACUACUACAGCUUUUACCUUCCGCGAAUGGGAACAGGUUCUGCCGAUGAGACUGUCCAAAAGGACUUUGACAUGAAGCAGCAAGUAAUGAACAACGAGAGGCAUGUUGUGUCAAGUAUGUUCACUCCACCUACUGCUAGCCAAUCGUGGAGGAAAGUUUUAAGUAUGGGAAAUCUUCUCAAUGGGCAUGAGCCAAUCGUCAGGGAAAUAAUAUUCUCAGUGCGUGAUAGUGUGAGCAACAAUCAUUAUGCUGCUCAUCAUGAUUCCCGGGGCUUACAACAAGAGAUCGAAACAUAUAGAAUGUACAUACGCGGAACAUCAAAUGAUCUUCGCGUAGCACUUUCUGUGACAUCAUGCGAUUAAUCUCCCCAAAAUGGUGUGUAAUUUUUUCAACGACUUCAACUUCUGUUGUACUUCACAAUGAGAUUCUUAAUCUUGCAUAGUUCUAACCCUGGAGUUGUGAAACCUUAUUCAUUCGAGUUGCCGAAAAGGUUUUAAAAAUCGGAUCGAUUAUCGAAUUGAAAAAA